Molecule: messenger RNA, 984 nt
Organism: Eutrema salsugineum
Lineage: Eukaryota; Viridiplantae; Streptophyta; Magnoliopsida; Brassicales; Brassicaceae
Product: thioredoxin-like 4, chloroplastic
Exons: 4
Coding region: 174-815 (213 amino acids)
Cellular component (GO): chloroplast
Source: RefSeq, a predicted model, not a curated record
GAUAGAAAGAAAGAUGCCAGAUUGUGCGGAUGACGACGAUUCUAGUUUUCCCAUGUCCAAAGUGUUUCCCCGUCCUUGACUUACUUUGCUUCUCUGAAUCUCAAAGCCAGUUCUUCUCUGAACUCUGACACAGUUUUUCUGUGGCGAGGAGAAUCAAAUCCAUCCAUUGCUCAAUGCAGAAGCAGAACAUUCUUCACUCGGAGUACCUAAGAUUUGGCAACGGAUUGGUUAAAUCGAGUGCAAUUCCUAGAUGGAUCUUGCGCAGCAAUGGAGUCGUCAGAUUGUCGUUUCUAAGAGCUGCUUCUUCUUCUACAUCAUCCAUGAGUAUAAACAAAAUUAGUUGCAGGCUUCAACAUGAAACAGCGAAAUGCUUAGGUCAGGAAAUCCAAGCGGGUUUAAGUGGCGAAAAUGAAGAAGAAGAAGAAGAUGUAUGUCCGGUUGAGUGUGUCACUGAGUUCAAGACAGAUGAUGAACUCCUUAGAGUCCUUGAGAAAGCGAAAGAAACUAAUUCUUUGGUUGUGGUUGAUUUUUAUCGUCCUUCUUGUGGGAGCUGUAAAUACAUUGAGCAGGGCUUCUCAAAGCUCUGCAAGCAAUCUGGUGACCAAGAAGCUCCCGUUAUCUUCCUUAAGCAUAAUGUGAUAGAUGAAUAUGAUGAACAAUCUGAAGUCGCUGAAAGGCUCCGUGUCAAGUCGGUUCCUCUCUUCCACUUCUACAAAAACGGACUUCUCUUGGAAGCAUUUGCAACUAGAGACAAGGAGAGGAUUGACGCUUCUAUUCUCAAAUAUACUUCCUCUGAAUCUCCAAGCACAUCUUGAUUAAACCGCAUUUUUGGUUAUCUUCCCCAAAAUCAUAGACAGUGAUGUAACUAGUAUAUUGAACAGCGGGAGCAAUCCCCAAACUUGUUGUAAAGAUGCCUAAAUGCCUUGAUCCUUUGCAAGGUAUCAUAUUCAUACUGAAUAAGACAGACGCAAAAUGUUUUCAUCU